GCAGUGGCGGCGGCAGUACGACUCUCUUGUUUAUUUUUUUCUUUUUUUGAAAAGCCCAACACACCCAGGCGACGGGAUGGAGCCAGAGAGAGAGAGAGAGAGAGAGAAAGUUAUCUAAUGACGAUGCCGCUGGUGAUGCUGGUGCAGUCGCCGCUUCGCCUCAGUCGUACGUGCGGCACCCGAGAAAACACACUGCCGGGAUCGGAGUUCCAGCAGGCACCAGGCACAGAGCAUUGGGACGAUAUCUUUCGUUUGAUUUAUUCGCUGAAAUUUUGAACAAAUAAGCAACAUAAAUCAUGAAGCUCGAGUUUUCAAUAGCCGCGCUAUUAUUACUCGUUGUGGCGAGCAGCAGAGAAGCGGAUUCUAGAGAAAUCACGCACGAGGACAUUAAAGACGCGAUGCUGAGUCUGGUGCACAUGAUGCGGGAUAACACGGAGAAGCUGGAGAGACACGAGGCGCGGGACCGACAGACGGCCGAGCAGCUCAAGAAGGCAAUUUCCCUCCUCACCAAGCGCAUGUCCACCAUCGACGGCCUCAAGACCUACUUCGUAAAGCUCGACGAGAGGGUGUCCGGCAUCGAGCAGCUGAUCACCCAGAAGGACGAGCGCGAGCGCACGCAGAUCCAGAAGAUAGCGGACACGCUGGAGGACCUGGAGAGCAGACUCGAGGGCUGGGCGACGGAGAUCGAGACGAAGGUCGUGGAGGGUACGAGCCGCUUGAGCAGUGCCGCGGCCGAGGACAAAUCACCGGAGACGAUCUCGAGGAUCGAGGCAGCGACAGCGGGACUAGCCGAGCGCAUCGUUAAGCUGGACGACGGCCUUGACGCGAGGCUGAAACUCGCCGCCGAGAAAGCCAGCUCGCGUGACUCUAUGGGCUUCGUCCUCGAUGAGUCAAAGUUUCUUUAUGGCUAUAAAUUGACGAUUAUCGGUAAUAUCGGAUUUUAUGUCAGGGUCGCUGAGCUCCAAACAAUGCACAACGAGACGCAAAUGUUUUUGCAAGAGACUAAGCACGCUUUGAAAGAUGCAAUCGUACAAGGAAACGAAGGCAUCGAAUUGAAAAUGGCAGAAAAUAAAGAAGAAACACGAGAUUCGAUCACUUCGUUGAGGUCCGAUCUCACGAAUAACGCCGAGCGAAUAAAUCAAGAACUGCAUGAUCUCGGCAAAGGCCAAUCCGUCAUGGUGGAAAUGGCGGAUCACGUACUGGAUACGAAAAAGAGGCUCGAGCAUGCCUACAAGAUACUGCGCGAGGUCGGUGAGCUCGUGAUGGCGCAAGGAUUGAACAUCAAUCACACGCUCAACUCGCGAUUCGACGGAAUCUCAAAUGACAUAAUGGACAAUCAGAAUGGUGCCUUAGCUAACUUAACCGUUAAAAUGGAGCAAGAGAUGAAUCAGGUCUGGCGACAGAUAAACGUCAUGUACCAGCAAAUGAUGGAGAGUGCCAAAGCUCUGGACAAGCUUCAUAAGCAAAACGAAGCCUACGUCAAUGGAACAACGUCGACGAUGGACGGCAUGGAAAGCAAGGUCGGGGAAAUAACGAAGCGCAUGAGCGAGGUCGACACGAAUCUAAAUUACCUGCUUGGUCGGCUAUCCCUCGUCACCCAGGAAUUCAACCAGAUCAAACAAGGAUUGGGGGCCGCUCUAGAUAAUAUAAAAGCCUCUUUCAAGGAGGUCCAAGAGAGGGCUAAUGACUUGAGUGGCAACCCGGGCCCUCACCCGGUGCCCGACAACUAUAAGGAGCCGACGGAUUCCUCGAGCGAACCCGUACUCAACAUGACCUCGACCCGACGCUAAUUGCUCUACAUCCGUUACAGUGUACAGCUCUGUACGUUAAGUAAUCUGAUGCCGAGGAUAGGGGCAUCGUUUUUUUUUUUUUUUUUUUUUUUUUUUUUUAUGUUGAAAAUUUGAUGCUUUUAUGUAGCGUAGAUUUGACGAUCGAGUACUAUUGUACUUUGAUAUGGUGAUAGAGAAACGCGUAUCGGUAAGGCCUGAUUUAUACUCGAAACUGUUAGAUCAUUAAUUAUUAAUAUUUCAAAACGAUGCUGCGCGUAAUAUGCUAGAGCUUUUUAUAACGCAAAUGACCAAUUGUUGCGUUAUAAAUGUAAAAUAAUUAUAAAGCAUCGAUGAAUAGAAUGAUUUUUUAAGCUUUUUUUAAUUUCCAGAAAAUUGUCAAAGGCGUGCUUGAGAUUUUUUGGUUAGCGUAAAUGAAUUUGUUCGAUCGAUCAGAAGGAAAGAAUUAUAAUUAAUUGAAUAGUUACGUAC
Ceratosolen solmsi marchali is the source of this 2258-nucleotide messenger RNA. RefSeq lists its product as uncharacterized. The transcript is spliced from 8 exons. Gene Ontology annotation, cellular component: plasma membrane. NCBI's taxonomy places the organism in Eukaryota, Metazoa, Arthropoda, Insecta, Hymenoptera, Agaonidae. The record is from RefSeq and is a predicted model, not a curated record. Bases 297 to 1790 code for a protein of 497 amino acids.